Triticum dicoccoides is the source of this 1404-nucleotide messenger RNA. RefSeq names its product protein NEN4-like. Gene Ontology annotation, molecular function: 3'-5' exonuclease activity; nucleic acid binding. The coding region runs from base 228 to 1154 and encodes 308 amino acids. The record is from RefSeq and is a predicted model, not a curated record. The transcript has a single exon. NCBI's taxonomy places the organism in Eukaryota, Viridiplantae, Streptophyta, Magnoliopsida, Poales, Poaceae.
CUUCUUCUUCUUCUUCUUCUUCUUCCCUCUCAGCUCGUCUCUCUAGCUUAGCAUGCAUGCGUGCUCCCGCCAUUUGAUCGUCAAAGCUUAUAUAUACACGGUACACCAGGCUCCUCCGACAAGACAAGAUCAUCCCUUCUCCCAUCCUUGCCCUCCUCCAUUGAUCCAUUCCUUCAAGCAAGAAACAAACAAACAAACAGAGCUCCACCGCCGAGAAACCUCCACCAAUGGCGACCACCAAGAAGAGGGAGAUGGUGUUCUUCGACGUGGAGGCGGCGCAGUCCCCGUCGCCGCCCGGCGAGUGCCGCCUGCUGGAGUUCGCUGCCACCCUCGUCUGCCCGCGCCGCCUCGUCGAGGUCUCCAGCUACUCCACCCUCAUCCGUCCCGACGACGUCGCCAACGACGGCAGUGUCCACCUCCCCUCCUCGGCCCCCUCGUUCGAGGACGUCUUCCAGGACAUCUUCGAGCUGCUGGACGGCCGCGUGUGGGCGGGCCACGGCAUCCGGCGCUCGGGCUGCCUGCGGGUGCGCGAGGCCUUCGCCGCCUUCGGCCUGCCCGCGCCGGAGCCCGUGGGCGUCGUCGACUCGCUCGACGUGCUCCUCGCGCAGGGCAGCUUCGGGCGGGCCGUCGCCGGGGACGACGGUCAGGACGAUGAGGCGGCGUCGGCGGCCCUGGCGGAGCACUUCGGGAUCGGCGCGCGGCGGGCGCGGGGGCUCCGGUGCCUGGACGGCGCCCGCGUGAGCCUCGAGGUGCUCAAGCACUGCGCCGGCGUGCUGCUGCUCGAGUCCAGCCUCCGCGGCGACGUGCCCGCCGGCGCCAGCCGCAGGAGCACGCCCGCGGCGACGCCCACGCCUAGCAGCAGCAACACGUUGGAGAAGGCGUUUGCCCGCGCGUCGGCCAAGACGACGACGCCGGCGAAGGCGGCCACCGCUCCUACUCCUCCGUCUCCUGCUGCUGCUUCUCCGGCGGCUGUUCAGAAGGUGAGUACGAGCACGGGGAAGAGGGACAGCACGGGGAAGGUGGUGGUGGUGGUGAAGAAGGGAGCGACAGCGGCAACUGUGACGACAACGACGGCUACCGGAGGUCGCCGGGUGCGGCCGCCGGCGCCGCCGUUCAGCAUGAUCCUCAGGCACUCGAGGGCCGUCAUCAGAUGAGAUGAUGAUGAUACAACCAAUCAUCUCAUCUCACCACUGAUUAUUGCACAGCUUAAUUGUAGUUCUGAUCCAUUAAUUUAUUCACAUUUGCAUUCCUUCAUUCAUUUGUAAAUUGUACACACUUGUAAAUUGGCUAGGCUGUGUUCAUAGUUAUCCUUAACUCAGGUUUAGUUUGACAGCAAUGAUUGUUGUAACCAUCACCAUCAUCAUCAUGUUGUAAAAAGACAGUCCAUUUCAUUUUAUUUGUAAA